AUGAGAUUCUCGAGGCAAGUUUUUCUUCUUGUCACGUCCGUCAAGAGCGUGGUAGCACAAGAAAGAGUUUACGGCGUGUCGAUUCCCCCUAAACUCACAUACUUGCUUCCAGAGGGCUAUGUCGGGAAUAUCAACAAACAUUUCAUCGACACCACCACAUCUGAUGCCUCUAUCAAUGAGCUGCUCGGUUCUGCACGCAAUGCAACUUUCUAUUCUUAUGAUACAGAAUUCGAUUUCAUUGUGGGCAACUCGCCGACAAUUCGCACAAUAUAUGCCAGCAAUGCGACGUUUUCGUACAUUAAUGAGGCGGGCGUGUGGGUUCCUGAGCUCAACCAACUCUACUGCACAAGCAGCGGGGGGGAUUCCGAGCCUUACUAUGUGCUGAAUUUAGACAACUUCACAGUCUCGCCGCCGAGCACUCCUCCACCCGCAUCGCUAAUAUCCACUACCGGAGGAUCUUACUAUAACAAGACUGUGUACAUUGCCAGCUUCGGACUCAAGUCUACAGGAGCGGUGCCCGCCAUUCAUGCCAUUGACCCCUUCACUGUCAAGACCACCACUGUGCUGAACUCUUAUGGUGGUGUUCCGUUCAACCCAAUUGACGAUCUUGCCUGGGUCAAGGCCAAUACAUCGUCCGGCUCCGAAUCUUGUACCCGUCCGGGUGAGGACCAUUUAUUUUUCACGAUUCUCGAUGUCAGUGCGGCUGGCGAGACACAGUUCGUUGACUCAGUGCUACCAAACGCGAUAUUCAGAUACACUCCUUCGACACAGUCCGUACAGGCUGUUGUCUCGCGUGCGGACCUUCUCGCCCCGAACGGAAUAUACGCAGAUCCCACGGGCCAACAUCUGUACUUUACAGACGUAGCGGCCACCGCACGCUCUGGUGUUGGCUCAAAUUCGUCAGGUUCACAGGCGGUAUACAAAUAUGAUUUGGACGCCGACUGCAUGCCUGUCAACAAGCGUCUUUUCGCAAUGCCGCGGAGUGGCUAUGCAGAUGGCAUCAAAGUCGAUGACUAUGGACGUGUUUGGACUGCUGAAUGGAACGGCGUCGUCGUUAGGGACGACCGUGGCCGAGAAUUGGGCGUCUUUAACGCAGAGCAACUGAUCGAUGCGGACUUCUAUCCCAUCAGUAACUUUGGGCUUGCGGGCGAUAAAUUAGUGAUCUUGGCGGGGAACAAAAUAUCUAUCUUGCAACUCGGCCAGAACGUUACUACCCCGGCAGGACAUCGUAGUUGCAAGUAA
This is a messenger RNA of Phaeoacremonium minimum UCRPA7, 1242 nucleotides long. Its product is annotated as putative calcium-dependent phosphotriesterase protein. The transcript has a single exon. NCBI's taxonomy places the organism in Eukaryota, Fungi, Ascomycota, Sordariomycetes, Togniniales, Togniniaceae. The coding region runs from base 1 to 1242 and encodes 413 amino acids. The record is from RefSeq and is a predicted model, not a curated record.